Serinus canaria (Common canary) is the source of this 1782-nucleotide messenger RNA. Its product is annotated as tissue factor pathway inhibitor. Lineage: Eukaryota; Metazoa; Chordata; Aves; Passeriformes; Fringillidae. Gene Ontology annotation, molecular function: serine-type endopeptidase inhibitor activity. Gene Ontology annotation, biological process: negative regulation of peptidase activity. The coding region runs from base 242 to 814 and encodes 190 amino acids. Gene Ontology annotation, cellular component: extracellular region. The transcript has 5 exons. The record is from RefSeq and is a predicted model, not a curated record.
CAAGACAGCAGGUCUUCCUGUACAAGGAUGGUAGGUCUUCCUAUACAUUGAUACUUCAGCACAAUGAGCUUCUGUGCUACUUCCCAAAUAAAGAGAAAAAGGAAAAGGAAGAAAUUCUGUAUUCUUGCUUCUCAUUGCUCACUGUCACUGAUGAACACAUUGGUACCACAAGUGAGACUUAACAUGUCUGCUUUUGGGAAAUACUUUUAUCUUUAUUUAUCUUGCAGAAUUUCCUCAGAAGAUGGCAUUAGCAAAAAAUAAGAAAGCAUUGUUUCUAGGACAGCCUGACUUCUGCUUCCACGCCCAAGAGCCCGGGGUCUGCCGAGGGUAUUUUACCAGGUACUUCUACAACAAAGAGACAAAAUUAUGUGAGGCAUUCAAGUAUGGUGGGUGCCUAGGAAACCAGAACAACUUCAGGAGUUUGGAGGAGUGCCAGAAUACCUGCCAAGACAACUUUGUUACAGCAGAAGAGCAUCCCAGUACUGUGAACAGCAGUUCCCCAGCAGAAGAGCAUCCCAGCACUGUGAACAGCAGUUCCCCAGCAGAAGAGCAUCCCAGUACUGUGAACAGCAGUUCCCCAGCAGAAGAGCAUCCCAGCAUUGUGAACAGCAGUUCCCCAGCAGAAGCACCCAGCCAGUCUCCUGUUCAUUCAUUGCCAGCUGCUCCAAAUGAGAAGUCCAACACCCUGAACAGCAGUUCCCCAAAGGAGGAGCCCAACCAGUUCCCUAUUUUUUUUGAUCUUGCAGUCAUUGUGGGAACUCCUUCCCGAGGGGACUGUGGACUCCCUGGAGAAUUCUACAUGGCAGAUAAGUAAUUUUCUUUACAAAGUGUCUAUUGGAAUUCUGUUAUAAUAAUAAGCCUGUGCUGUUUGGCCCUUUGCUCACUGGCAAGCCUUUCUGCUCUGUUCUUUGUAGGUUCCGAAAUUCGCAGGUCUAAAUAGGCAAGCUAUGCUGAACAUAUGCUUUGGAAACUAACCUCCUCUCCAGCUAGAGAGAGAUGAAAUUAGUUCCAUGCUCAAGAGUUCUCAGAGCAGCACCAAAAGCAUUGCCUUAGUUAAUUUAACUACCAUCUUCAUUAUAAAAAACAGUAGGUUUAAUAGAGAUUUUAUCAAUUGUGGACUUCUACUCUGCACCCAGAGCGAAAUUUAGUCUUGCAAUUAUGAAAAGAAGUUAAGCGGUUCUCAUUUUAUAACUUGAAACUAACUUAGUCUAUCUCGAAAAAGCAACCCAUUACUCGGUUUUUAAAUUUCAGAUUUUUUUUUUUUUAAUAGUAUGAUGUUGCUAACACACCAUUCUAUUUCUUUCCCAGCAAUUUUCAUACUUUUUUCAACACACCAGUUCAGCAAUUAUACAUUUCAGAUGAAUCUUUUUCUUAGCAGCUGUACCAUAUGUAAGACACCUAAGAUGCAGCAUGUGCUUUUUGGAUAUUUUGUCAGGCUCCUGCAUUGUCCAGGUUUUUAAUGCAUAACUUCUUGCUUUCAGCAACUCAUCUGCUUCCUACUUUUGUGACCACAGGAUGUCUUCAGCUUUGCUGCAACCCGAAUGAUUUCCUCAAAUUUUUACUUUGUUUUUCCACUGAACUCCUUCUGUGCGGCUUUGUAUCUUCAAGAGUUGCAUCUGACUGGCUUCACAUGUGCAUUUAUGCAUUUAUUUAUUGCAUUUAUGCACCCAGUUCUGCUGCUUCCUGAGGAAAAAUGGUGCUGUUUUGGGUCCCACAUAACUGCUCCCAUAAUGGCUCCCACUCAGCUUCUUGCAGCCUGUGCAGCAAUUUUACCAGUUCCUA